Messenger RNA from Metarhizium robertsii ARSEF 23, 1233 nucleotides. Its product is annotated as restless-like transposase. The transcript has 4 exons. The record is from RefSeq and is a predicted model, not a curated record. Lineage: Eukaryota; Fungi; Ascomycota; Sordariomycetes; Hypocreales; Clavicipitaceae. The coding region runs from base 1 to 1233 and encodes 410 amino acids.
AUGCAUAAACGUUUUAAACGGAACGAACGAACGACCGAACGACCGAAAGUGCCCAUGUAUGAGAUUGCUAUCGGUGUACCGGAGAUGUCUGCUAGGCACUCCGGUGCCAACAUCGCAGCUCAGGUUCUCGAGGUAAUCGACGAGCACGGAAUUCGGGAUAAGAUUGACGAUAUCGGGAAGAAUCUUGGCUUUGACGGCAGGAGGAGGCGAGGUCGUUGUUUCGGCCAUAUUCUGAAUCUCUCCGCCAAAGCACUAAUGUUUGGAAAGAGCGUACAUGCUUUUGAGAAGCGGCUGAGGGGUGAGGCUAUGUUGACCGAAACCGAAUACGAGCUCUGGCAGAAGCGUGGUCCAGUUGGAAAGAUUCACAUUAUCGUGACUGAGAUCCAUCGCUCAGACCGGUUGACGUACAUGCUUCGAGACCUUCAACUAGACGACAUUAACAAGGCAUCGGGUCCGAAAAUACGAGCGAGGAAGCCUUUGUCCGUUAUCGUCGAUAAUGAUACACGUUGGCUUUCGCAACUGUAUAUGAUUCGCCGUGCGCUUCAACUACGCCCGGGGAGAAGCCAAAACGCUCCGUCACUGGCAGGAAGCCACUGGCAAUGCCACAUCUGCCGCCCAGAGCUUGAGGUGACAAGCAGCGACUGGGACGUUCUCGAACACAUGGUCACAAUCUUAGGCCAUUACGAAAAUACCGUCAAGACACUUGAAGGAGAUGGCAUCACCAGGAAGCGCAAGAAGGGAUAUUGUGGGUCCUAUGGUAAUAUCUGGGACGUAAUUCAUGGUUUUGAGUAUCUUCUCGAGAUUCUUGAGUACUACAAAUCAGUGGCAGGGGACUUUUCAGAGCCUGAGCAUUUUAAAGUUGGCAUAAAUAUGGCCUGGGAGAAGCUGGAGAAGUAUUACUCCAAACUUAACGAGACCCCAAUUUACUAUGCCGCUCUCGCUUUUCACUCAGCGUACCGGUGGAACUGGUUCAUGGACCAUUGGGCAGAACGAGCGGAAUGGAUUGAGGAGGCAAAAGGUAUGGUUCAAGAGGUGCGGGUAAACAGCUACAGCGAUCUUGAUAUCGUGAGGAGUACGGACAAGGACGGGCCUGUGGUGAAACGUCAGAAGCGAUAUUACAACGCGUUCGAGGAUCAUUGCUUCAAGGCUCGCCAGAAACCUACGGCAAAUAGUGGCAUCAUGGGACCGUUCAAUGACGAGGUUAUAUUAGAUAAUACUACCUCUAUUAAUUAA